GCCAUCACAAUUCAGUUCUAACCUUCGAAACAAGUGCAACUUUCAAACCAAAAUGAAGAGCUUCCUCAUAAAUUUGCUGGUGGCGUUCUGCGCGGUUCAGCUCACCUCCGGUGAAGUGAUCAUGGGCUCGAACGUCCGGCUGGCGUUGAAGACCCGCGCCGAAGCGGAGAGUACCCUCCGGUGGUGCUACGUGUUCUUCCAGGAGGACUUCCCCGAGGACACGAUCUGCGCCGGCAAGCCGGACGGUACCUGGGACUACUUCCCGUCCUGCUGUAACGGGGCGUACUACUGCCGCGAUGAGGUGAUCUACAAGUCUCACCUGUGUCCACCGGAGAACAUCUACGACGAGGUCGUGGACGAUUGUGUCCCCUUCACGGAGGAGGUUUGUCCCUACCGGGGCAACACCGGCUCGGACGAUGGUGAAAUUACGACCGAAGACCCGAUCGAGCUCAACUGUGGCAACGUGGACAGCGGAAGGAUUCCACACCCCCAGAACUGCAACAAGUACAUCGACUGCGCCAACGGAGAGGUCACCGUGGUGGACUGCUUCGAGGACUACAUCUACUACGCUCCGUUUUCGGUUUGUCUUCCCGGGAACGUGGUCACCUGCAAGCUGAACACGCUCGAGUAAACAAAGCUAUCGAACCGACGGCGGAGGAACCCGUUAUCUACCAGAAGUUCCGACAGAUUAUACCCAAUUAAAAUUCGUAACGAUUGAAUCUUGUCGCGCGCGUGAAGACGACAAUGGUGUAAAUUAUACUGCAAUAAACUUUUUAUUAGACUA
Molecule: messenger RNA, 784 nt
Organism: Culex pipiens pallens (northern house mosquito)
Lineage: Eukaryota; Metazoa; Arthropoda; Insecta; Diptera; Culicidae
Exons: 1
Coding region: 53-631 (192 amino acids)
Cellular component (GO): extracellular region
Molecular function (GO): chitin binding
Source: RefSeq, a predicted model, not a curated record